AUGUUGGGCCGCAUGAAGUGCCUCGUCGGCGGCGCCGUCGACCAGGGCAGCCCGCGCGGAGCCGCCAGGAGGGUCUCGCCGGCGUCCGGCCGCGUGCACAACGCCGCAGCCGCCGCCGCGGGGCCGGGGGACAAGAGGGCCAUCUGCUUCCGCCCGCCGGACGUCAUGGAGACGGUGCACGAGGUGGCCGUCUACAUCCACCGCUUCCACAACCUCGAUCUCUUCCAGCAAGGAUGGUACCAGAUGAAGAUUAGUGCAAUGUGGGAGGAGGGUGAAAGCGGUAGCAAGACACCAGCUUCACCCGCAAGGGUGGUCCAGUACGAAGCUCCUGAUGUCGGUGCGGACGAUGCUUUAGGCAUAUGGAGAAUAGAUGACGCUGAUAACAGCUUCUACACACAGCCAUUCAGAAUCAAGUAUGCUCGACAAGACAUCUAUCUAUCGGUUAUGGUGUCUUUCAACAUACUCAAUGGUGAACAAGAGGGUCCAGCAGCUUCUGCUGUGAUAUUGAAGUACGAGUUAAUAUAUGCCCCAACACUGGAAAAUGGAUCUGAUAUCCAAUCUUCUAGCGCUACAUCUUCAGCUGCUGUACAUGAAUUUAGGAUCCCACGCAAAGCACUCCUGGGCUUACAUUCAUAUUGUCCAGUUCACUUCGAUGCAUUCCACGCGGUGCUUGUGGAUCUGACAUUACAUAUCGUGUACCUGAAAGCUGGUGCAAAUAAAUCAUCAUUGAAGAUACCAGAUCAAGGUUUACGCCCAACAUCACAUCACAUAAUCAAGGCAUUAUUGGCUUCGAGGGAAAUGUUACUUGAAGAAUUGAAGAAAAUCAGUGGUGCUGUUGGCAAAACAAUAGAAGAUUUAGAUGAUGCUGACUUAAGUCUUGGUAAAUAUGAGUCACUUCAGUCUUCAAAACCCGUCCAUCCCGAUUCUGGUAAAGUUUUCCCUGUAACUACCAAGGGUGUUGGGCAUUUGGCUGGCAUUUUACAUGACUUUCUGGAGAGACCCAACGAUGUUUUUGAUGGCACUAGUGAUGGUAUGCUGUAUACUCUUUCCAGUGAAGAGUUGUUAGAAUUGUUUGUAACCGUGAGCAGCCAACUUUCACUUCUAUGGAAUGCAUUCUUGAAAUUUCAUAGGAUAAAUAAAACUAAGAUACUGGAUUACUUGCGGGACAUUUGGGCCGUUGACAGGAAAGCAGAAUGGUCAAUCUGGACUAAUCACUCUAAAAUCGAGAUUCCACACCGCUAUUUGCGGAGUAUGAGUGAUGACCCACCUCACCGCCAACACUCCCUCCUGAGAGUUUCUGGUUCAAGGAAGUUUCAUGAAGAUCCUGUACAAAAUUCUGCUUCACGGGCUGAGCUACACAGGAAGAGCAUAGCCCAAAUGAAGAUCAACACGAGGUCUGUUCAAGAUAUGCAUAUAUAUGCUGAUCCUUCGCGUGUACCUGUUGUUCUUAUAGAACAACAUGUCAUGGUUGUUCCACAACAUGGUUCAAACAAGGAUUUGGCAUCAAGUUCUUCAGAACAGAAGGAUACUAUUGUGCUACCUAAACUACAAGGAGAGUCUUUGGCGCUGAAAAAUAUCAAUGGUAAAAAAGGUGGACGCGUACUACGAGCUGUCAUCUUUGUGCAUGGAUUUCAGCAGGGACACCAUUUGGAUUUACGUCUUGUUAGAAAUCAAUGGCUUCUAUUGGAUCCUGGAGCUGAAUGCCUAAUGUCUGAGGCUAAUGAAGACAAGACUUCUGGAGAUUUUAAAGAAAUGGGUGGCAGGCUUGCUGGGGAGGCUGUUGCAUUCUUGAAAAAGAAAGUGGAUAAGCUUGCAAGACAUGGAGGCUGCAAAGAAUUGAAGCUUAGUUUUGUUGGCCAUUCCAUUGGAAACAUUAUCAUCAGAACUGCCUUAGCAGAACCUGCAUUGCAGCCAUACUUGAAGAACCUCUACACAUACAUGUCGAUAUCAGGGCCUCACUUAGGUUACUGGUACAGCUCAAAUUCUUUGUUCAAUUCUGGUCUCUGGCUUCUAAAAAAGCUUAAGGGGGCACAAUGCAUCCAUCAACUUACUUUCAGUGACGAUCAAGACCCCCAGAAUACCUUUUUUUAUAGGCUUUGCAAGUCGAAGACACUAGAGAACUUCAAAAAUAUCAUAUUGUUAUCGUCACCACAGGAUGGGUAUGUACCAUAUCAUUCAGCAAGAAUCGAGCUCUGCCCAGCUGCGUCGGCUGAUAAUUCAAGGAAAGGUCAAGUCUUCACAGAAAUGCUGAAUAAUUGCUUGGAUCAGAUGCGUGCACCGUCGUCUGAAACUCGUAUAUUCAUGAGGUGUGAUGUUAAUUUCGACCAAUCUGCCCAUGGACGGAACCUGAACACCAUGAUCGGCAGAGCAGCCCACAUAGAAUUCCUGGAGACUGACAUCUACGCCAGGUUCAUCAUGUGGUCCUUCCCUGAACUUUUCCGAUGA
Molecule: messenger RNA, 2445 nt
Organism: Triticum turgidum subsp. durum (durum wheat)
Lineage: Eukaryota; Viridiplantae; Streptophyta; Magnoliopsida; Poales; Poaceae
Source: the annotation of a GenBank genome assembly